Messenger RNA from Saccostrea cuccullata (small rock oyster), 1320 nucleotides. Its product is annotated as caspase-3-like. Gene Ontology annotation, biological process: proteolysis. Lineage: Eukaryota; Metazoa; Mollusca; Bivalvia; Ostreida; Ostreidae. Gene Ontology annotation, molecular function: cysteine-type endopeptidase activity. The transcript is spliced from 4 exons. The record is from RefSeq and is a predicted model, not a curated record. The coding region runs from base 17 to 997 and encodes 326 amino acids.
UACAGAUUUUAAUAACAUGUCGGGCUCGUCGGUCAUAGUAAAAAUUUCUAAAGAAAGAUACGAGUCCAGCACCUAUAAAACAACGCCUGGUGGGAAAGGUCACCUCUGUAAACCCGUUAUAUUGGACAUCAGAAAGACCCACUUUGGUCUCUUCAGUCAUGAGCGACCCUCUGCCUCCAGGGAUGUUGAGCUUCUAACGCAGACGUUCCAAAAAUUACCGGGGUUUCACCCAGACCCGUACGUCAUUAGUGAUAAGAAUUCGGAGAAGGAAACUGAUCCUUUAUACUCCGUAGAAAAUCUGAAAAAGGAACUGAAAAACAUUGCCAGUAACGAAGAGAUAACAAAGGAUUCUGAGAUCUUUGUGUGUGUUGUGCUGGCGUUUGGGGAGUCGGGGUAUUUCUAUUUACCCAAUGAUCCAAUAAAAGGACAUGAGCCAAGUAAACAACCUCCAAAAUUCUCCGUGAAUGAUCUGCUGCUGAGCUUUAAAGGAAACCAUUGUCCACAUUUGAUCCUCAAACCAAAAGUUUUCCUGAUACAAACCUGUAACCCUAACCUUGACCAGAUAAAUAAAGCCAAUUUUGCUGCGGUCGGAGGACUGCUGCCCCAAAUACAGAGGACCCCCAUAGAAGCCGACAUACUUAUCUAUCAAUCUACUGUGUCAGGAGGAUAUACUGAUAAAAUGAAAAAAGAAACGAAGGAAGGACUAGGAGAGCACAUUGACCAUGGAGAAACUACUGAGCUAAAAGCUUCUACUGACCAUCAUCCCGCCUGUCAGUUUGUGUACGCCCUCUACAACGAGGUCAAAGCUCUUACUGACACCAAACAGGAGUUCGAACUGACCGAUCUCCUCCUCAGUGUCAAUAGUAAGCUAGAGUACUUCAUUAAGAAGGAGCAUUACAAAUCUGACGAAGAAGAUACAUCCUGGAAUAUCGAACCUCCAGAGGUCCCAGUGUGUAUAGAUCAGCUGACCAAAAAACUGGUGCUUAAUACACGAUGAAAUGUAACCUGGAAUAUCAAAAUCCCAGAAUUCCCUUUAUAUAUAGAUCAACUAACCAAGAUAUGCAUUCAACAUGUUCAAGGCACAGUGAACAAAGAUUUAUAUCCAGAGAUCUAUUGCUGUUGAUUACAUGUAAUAUGUUAUUUUUUGUGAAUGAUAUAUUUUUAUUAAAAUAUAAAUGUUAAAACCUAUUUGAGAUAUUUUUUAGGAUCUCUCAUGAUUUGUAUUUUGAUAUUUUUAUCUAAUGUGUUGUUUGUGUUUUCUUUAUCCCCGAGCCUUGGCGAAUUGAAUGAAAUAUCCAACUUCAAAUGAUGGGAUAUUCU